This is a messenger RNA of Knipowitschia caucasica, 1620 nucleotides long. The record is from the annotation of a GenBank genome assembly. Lineage: Eukaryota; Metazoa; Chordata; Actinopteri; Gobiiformes; Gobiidae.
AUGGAGGAGGUGAUGGAGGAGGUGGUGGAGGAGGUGAUGGAGGAGGUGAUGGAGGAGGUGAUGGAGGAGGUGAUGGAGGAGGUGGUGGAGGAGGUGAUGGAGGAGGUGAUGGAGGAGGUGAGGGAGGAGGUGAUGGAGGAGGUGAUGGAGGAGUCGGUGAUUGAUGAAGAGGAAGAGUGUGGAGCUGAGCGUGAGCAGCUUCAGACGCCGUGCAUGAAGCUGCAAACGCCGUGUGUGAAGCUGCAAACGCCGUGUGUGAAGCUUCAGACGGCGUGUGUGAAGCUGCAAACGCCGUGUGUGAAGCUGCAAACGCCGUGUGUGAAGCUGCAAACGCCGUGUGUGAAGCUGCAAACGCCGUGUGUGAAGCUGCAGACGCCGUGUGUGAAGCUUCAGACGGCGUGUGUGAAGCUGCAGACGGCGUGCGUGAAGCUUCAGACGGCGUGCGUGAAGCUUCAGACGGCGUGUGUGAAGCUUCAGACGGCGUGCGUGAAGCUUCAGACGGCGUGCGUGAAGCUUCAGACGGCGUGCGUGAAGCUUCAGACGGCGUGCGUGAAGCUUCAGACGGCGUGCGUGAAGCUUCAGACGCCGUGCGUGAAGCUGCAAACGCCGUGUGUGAAGCUGCAAACGCCGUGUGUGAAGCUUCAGACGGCGUGCGUGAAGCUUCAGACGGCGUGCGUGAAGCUUCAGACGGCGUGCGUGAAGCUUCAGACGGCGUGCGUGAAGCUUCAGACGGCGUGCGUGAAGCUUCAGACGGCGUGUGUGAAGCUUCAGACGGCGUGCGUGAAGCUUCAGACGGCGUGCGUGAAGCUUCAGACGGCGUGCGUGAAGCUUCAGACGGCGUGCGUGAAGCUUCAGAUGGCGUGCGUGAAGCUUCAGACGGCGUGCGUGAAGCUUCAGACGGCGUGCGUGAAGCUUCAGACGGCGUGCGUGAAGCUUCAGACGGCGUGCGUGAAGCUUCAGACGGCGUGCGUGAAGCUUCAGAUGGCGUGCGUGAAGCUUCAGACGGCGUGCGUGAAGCUUCAGACGGCGUGCGUGAAGCUUCAGACGGCGUGCGUGAAGCUUCAGACGGCGUGCGUGAAGCUUCAGACGGCGUGCGUGAAGCUUCAGACGGCGUGCGUGAAGCUUCAGACGGCAUGUAAGGAAGACAUCUGUGGAGCUGGCGUCCAUAUUAACACGCUCUCCUCAGGGCCUUCCCCGCUGCACCUCCCGUCACGGCUGUACGCUGCACCUCCCGUCACGGCCGUACGCUGCACCUCCCGUCACGGCCGUACGCUGCACCUCCCGUCACGGCCGUACGCUGCACCUCCCGUCACGGCCGUACGCUGCACCUCCCGUCACGGCCGUACGCUGCACCUCCCGUCACGGCCGUACGCUGCACCUCCCGUCACGGCCGUACGUUGCACCUCCCGUCACGGCCGUACGCUGCACCUCCCGUCACGGCCGUACGCUGCACCUCCCGUCACGGCCGUACGCUGCACCUCCCGUCACGGCCGUACGCUGCACCUCCCGUCACGGCCGUACGCUGCACCUCCCGUCACGGCCGUACGCUGCACCUCCUGCCCCAGGCCACUUCAUUCAGCAGAGAAAGAAUCUGCUGUGGUCAGGUCUGCAGACGAUUAA